CUCGUGCUCGGCGGCAUCUUGCAGUUCUUCCAGGGCACCGGCGUUCACUCUUCCUUCGUCGCUGUCUACGAGAUUCUCUUUGGUCUCGUGAUCGCCCUUCUCGAGUUCCAAAUCCCGCCCCAGGUCUCGCGCUAUGCCAACUUCAUGUUCUCGUUCAUCGGCCGUGGUAUCUUCUACAUCUUCGCCGGCACGCUUAUUCUCGAAGGCGGAUUCAUCCUCAAGACGCUCGCCGGAUCUAUCAUUGGCUUCGUCGGGCUGGCCUACGUCGUCCUCGAAUUCAUCCCGUCCAUCGAGCCCCCUGCCAACAUGCGGGAAGCGGAUGCUGGCUGGGGCGCCGAGCAGGUGUAA
Molecule: messenger RNA, 348 nt
Organism: Lasiosphaeria miniovina
Lineage: Eukaryota; Fungi; Ascomycota; Sordariomycetes; Sordariales; Lasiosphaeriaceae
Product: Golgi apparatus membrane protein TVP15
Exons: 4
Biological process (GO): vesicle-mediated transport
Cellular component (GO): Golgi membrane
Source: RefSeq, a predicted model, not a curated record